This is a messenger RNA of Phragmites australis (common reed), 1140 nucleotides long. RefSeq lists its product as uncharacterized. The coding region runs from base 199 to 795 and encodes 198 amino acids. The record is from RefSeq and is a predicted model, not a curated record. NCBI's taxonomy places the organism in Eukaryota, Viridiplantae, Streptophyta, Magnoliopsida, Poales, Poaceae. The transcript has 3 exons.
UUGACCAAAAUUUUGACCUUUUAAUCCGUCGCUCGGAUGACCGAUCGGAGACCGUGGUUGCGUUCAUCUCGUCGAGACGAACCCAUUUUGCUAUUCAUAUGUCCGUUCCGGGCACUCAGGGACCCGUAGCGAGCCCAAUAAAUCUAGACCGUUCGUUGUUUUGGAAAAAAAAAAAAAAAAAAAGAGGAUAAGUGCUGGAUGGAUCGGUCCUCAACCCGAUCCAUCCAGACACUUCGAGCCGUGCGUCUCUCUGCUCUCUCUCUCUCGAACUCUCUCUCUCUCUCGCGCGCCGGUCGCCGCCGAGCCCAGCUGCCGGCCGACCCGCCGCUCCCUGCUGUCGCAGCCCGUCGCCGGCCACCGUGCGCCAGCUCCUGUUGCCGCGCCGGCCGCCUGCUUCGGCGCCGCCGCAGCCCUCCGCCGCAGCUCGCCGUCCGUCGUGCGCCCGCCGCCGCCGGCCGACGCUGCUGCCGCCGGCCACCACCGGCCCCGCCGCCGGCUGCCUCCCCCUCUCUCUCUCUGUUCUGCCGGGCGGCCAGAGCCCAGCCGGCCGAAGCGGCCAGCGCCAGGCAGAGGAAGAAGCCAGGAAGAAGGAAGAAAAAGAAAAGGAAAGAAAAGAGAAGAAAAGAAAAGGAAGAAAAAAAAAAGAAAAGAGGAAAAAGGGGGAAAAAGUUAGAAAUUUUCGGAAUUUCGUCGGAUUUGUCGUCAAACUUUCGAAGGCGAAUUUUUCGGUGGUACCUCUUCUGGGCGGCCGUGAUUUGCUUUGGAUUCGUCGCUUUUGGUAAAAGGUAUGUUUAGUUGCUGACGUGCUUGUCGGGGAUGGUUUUUGGUAGUUGCACGCACGCCCUCAUCACAAAGCCGAUAGUCUCCCGGUGUUUGAGUUGAGCUUUGUUGAUGAGUUGCCGUUUGUUUUGGUAUAUGUUGUGGUGAGACGCUGGUAGCGUCGUGAAUGUGAUAUAUAAAUGUUGGUUAUAUCUGUUUUGACUGCCUGAGCUUUGUUUCUUAUGGUCAGUUAUACCGCUCUAUAGAGGAAAUGCUGCCAAAAUUUCCUAUUUUCAAAUAAUUAGGCUCAGUUGGAAGUAGGGUGUUACAGCUUGGUAUCAGAGCCUAGGCUUUAGAUCCUAGGUAAUGGAAUGACGAACC